AUGCCACCACCACUAGACGUGACCAGAAAUUACGUAGGGCAUGGUGUUGACACCAUAAACGCUCACAUCUCCAACCGAACCAUAGCCAACUCGGUGUCUUAUCUCCUUCCCAUCCUCGAAAUUCUUCCUGCAGAUUUCACUUUCUUAGAUGUUGGAUGCGGCCCCGCCAGCAUCACAAUUGACAUUGCCAAGCGCUACCCCUCGGCGACCAUCCUGGGCGUUGACGGCAGCCCGGCCGUAAUCAGCCAGGCCCGCGACGCCGCCCAGAAGGCCAAUGUUCACAACAUUCGCUUCGCCGUCGGGGAUGCCUUAGACCUGGCUCCUACGGCCAGCGAUCCAGGCUUCGAACUAAUCAAGGGAUCAUGUGACGUUGCUUAG
Colletotrichum siamense is the source of this 378-nucleotide messenger RNA. It is a transcript of the gene tam, whose product is annotated as Trans-aconitate 2-methyltransferase. Bases 1 to 378 code for a protein of 125 amino acids. NCBI's taxonomy places the organism in Eukaryota, Fungi, Ascomycota, Sordariomycetes, Glomerellales, Glomerellaceae. The transcript has 3 exons. The record is from RefSeq and is a predicted model, not a curated record.